GCGCCUCUCUCUCUCUCUCUCUCUCUCUUUUGGCUUCAUCGGGAAGCCGGGAAGCGACCUAACCCAAGCAAAAAACCAGACCCGGCCCAUCUUGUCCCAACCUGGAGGCAGGCAGCGUCUUGCGGCCCGGCCCCGACCCAAAAAGGCAGCGCGGCCGAAGGGUGGGCGUUGUGGAGUGGGGGGAAAGCCCCGCGCGGAUGUCUGGAGCCCGGAAAAGUGGGGAGGGGUUUUCCCCCAGGAAUGCCAUGCCCGGCAAGAAGCGAGCCCCGCUGAGCUGAGCAAGGCAGGAGGCGGGAUGCAUGGAUGGGGAGUGGGUGGGUGGGGGUCGUCGGCCGCGGAAAAGCCCUUGAAGAGGGAGCGUGACGUCACAUCCCCUUGACCCUCCAAUCACCUCGGGCUCCCAUUUGAUUGGAAGGCGGCAAAGGCUUUAAUCUCCCGACUAAUUCAGCUUGCUCGGGAAGCCACUUUCUCUGCCAGAGCCGAGGCUGGUGGGGCAGCGGCUGGCUGGCUGGCAGGAGAGCGGCUUGGGCGGAGAGGAGGAGGAGGAGAAGGAGAAGAAGAAGAAGAAGAAGCAAGAGACCGAAGGAAGGAAGGAAGAAAAGGAGGAGAGAGAGAAGGGCCGGGCAGAGAGGGGGGUGAACGGCAGAGGAGACAAGCCCGGGCUCUUCUCCCUCCCCCCACAUCCCCUCCUUCUUCCCCCGGGGGGGGACACAACCCUCCCCCCUCCUCCCCAAAAAAGCACGGAUUUAUUUCUCCAGCGGUUGAAACCUCGGACUUUCCCUUUUGCCCGAAUUUGAAGAAGAAGGGAAAAAAAGCAAAGACUGAAAAAAACAGAGAAAGAAAGAAAAAGACUGGGGAAAAAAAAAGAAAAGAAGAGGAAAAACCUUCGGAGUAAUCUGCGGCGGCGGCGGCUGUUUCUGCUGCUGCUGCUGCUGCUCCCGGUUUUUGCAAAGGGGGCGGAAUCUUCCUCCCUGUCGUCCCCCCCCCCUCCCACUCCUCGGUCCCCGAAGUCGCCAUUGGAAGCUGCAGACGCCCCGUUUCGGUUCCUGAGCAGCGCGUUCCCGGCGCCCCCCCUCUCCCCCUCCCCCCCGCGCGUUUUCAUGCGAGCCUUUGGGUCAUGAUUACAGCCCCCGCGCUUUCUGCCGUAAGAAGUAGUCCGCGCGGAGGCGGAGGCGCAGGAGGAGGCGCGCCAGAGCUGGGAAACGGCGGCGGCGUUGGUGCUGAGAUCCCUUGGCAGAGCAGGCUUGCUGGGAACCUUAUCGGCGGCGGUAGCGGCAGCAAAGCUUUCUUCCACGCCAUCCCCCCUUCGGACCCUUUGCGCCAAGCCAACCGUUUGCCCAUCAAAGUCUUGAAAAUGCUCACGGCACGGACCGGACACAUUUUGCAUCCCGAAUAUCUCCAGCCGUUGCCUUCCACGCCGGUCAGCCCGAUCGAGCUGGACGCCAAGAAGAGCCCGCUGGCUCUCCUCGCGCAGACCUGCUCCCAGAUCGGCAAGCCGGACCCCUCGCCUUCUUCCAAGCUCUCCAGCGUCACGUCCAGCGGCGGCGACAAGGAGGCGUCCAAGGGGGGCCCCUUGAAGCUCAGCGACAUCGGCGCCGAGGACAAGUCCAGCUUCAAGCCUUACUCCAAGCCCGGCGCGGAUAAGAAGGACUCGUCGGCCGUCGGAGGCUCCGGAGCCACCUCAGGAGGGAGCUCGGGCGGUGGCGGCGGCGAGAAAACGGGAUUCCGGGUGCCGAGCGCCACCUGUCCGCCGUUCACGCCAAGGACAGGCAGCCCCAGUUCCAGCGCCUCGGCCUGCUCGCCCGGCCUGCUGCCCGGAGGGGAGAGCAAGGGCGGCGGCGGCGGGAACAGCGGCGGUGGCUCCGAGGCCGAGAAGAAGGAAGCGUCGGAGAGCUGCGGCAAGAGCGCUUCCGACGGCUCCGGCCGCCUGUCUUCCAGCGGCGGCGGCCUCUCAGCCGAGCUGAGCCAAAGCCACGAGGGCGCCAAGGGGCUGCUGGCGGGCGUCGCUUCGGCCGCCUCUUGCUCGACGGCGGACUCGUCCUGCAGCGCCGUCCCGUCGUCGGUGGCCGCCGCCGUGCUGAGUUCGGCCGGUUUGGUGGCGCCCGUCUCCCCUUACAAGCCGGGCCAGACUGUUUUCCCGCUGCCGCCGGCCGGCAUGAGCUACCCGGGCUCGUUGGCCGGGGCGUACGCCGGCUACCCACCGCAGUUCCUGCCGCCGGGCGUGGCGCUUGACCCUAGCAAGGCCGGCAGCUUGGGGGGCGGCGGCGGGAGCGGCGGCAAAGCGGCCGGCUCCAGCCCUCUGGCCGGCGCCUCGCCGCCGUCGGUGAUGACGGCCAGCCUGUGCCGCGAUCCUUACUGCCUGAGCUACCACUGCGCCAGCCAUCUGGCCGCCGGCACCUCCUGCGCCCACGAGCAAGCCCUCAAGGCCGGCGGCUACCCGCUGGUUUACCCAGGGCCGCCUCUGCACGCCGGCCCGCCGUCGCUGGCCGGCCACCCGCUUUACCCGUACGGCUUCCUGGUGCCCAACGACCCCCAGCCGCACAGCUGCAACUGGGUCUCGGCCAACGGGCCCUGCGACAAACGCUUCGCCACCUCGGAGGAGCUGCUCAGCCACCUGCGGACUCACACGGCUUUCUCCGGCCCGGCCGAGAAACUGCUCUCCGGUUACCCGAGCUCCAGCUCGCUGGCCGCCGCCGCCGCAGCGGCCAUGGCUUGCCAUAUGCACGUCCCCACCUCGGCGGCCGGUGGCCCGGGCAGCCCCGGCGCGCUGGCCUUGCGCAGUCCGCACCACGCCUUGGGACUCAGCAGCCGCUACCACCCUUACUCCAAGAGCCCCUUGCCCACCCCCGGAGCCCCCGUCCCGGUCCCGGCCGCCACUGGACCCUAUUACUCCCCUUACGCACUCUAUGGGCAAAGACUGACGACAGCUUCUGCGCUGGGAUACCAGUGAGUUUUUCCCCCGGUGAGGGGCAGGGGUGUGUGGCCGCCUGAGGCUGGGGUUUUGUUUUUGUUUUUGGUGAUCCUUUGGGGGGCGUCGGGGGUGGGUGGGUGGAUUUGAAGCGGGGAGAGGGAAGGAAAAGACGGCCCAACGUCCCUUGGAAAGUUUCUUAAGAAUGGAUGACCAGACAAAAUUGGACGUUUUUUAAAUAAAUAUAUAUAUAAAGAUAGUGUUCAUCUUAAGGACUGGAUCCAUGGGCACUGUAUUUAUUUAUGUUAGCUUCAAGCGGGACGAUGAAUCCAUUAAAAAAAAGUGCAUUACCUAAUUUCAGCUCGAUAGGCUUCAAGAAAAAACAACAAAACAAAACAAAGUGGAAACACCCUUUGUAGAAUAUAAAUCAAUAAAAAGAAAACGAGAAA
Messenger RNA from Ahaetulla prasina, 3357 nucleotides. It is a transcript of the gene ZNF503, whose product is annotated as zinc finger protein 503. The record is from RefSeq and is a predicted model, not a curated record. Gene Ontology annotation, cellular component: nucleus. Gene Ontology annotation, biological process: negative regulation of DNA-templated transcription. The transcript is spliced from 2 exons. The coding region runs from base 1118 to 2950 and encodes 610 amino acids. NCBI's taxonomy places the organism in Eukaryota, Metazoa, Chordata, Lepidosauria, Squamata, Colubridae.